Haemonchus placei is the source of this 189-nucleotide messenger RNA. The record is from the annotation of a GenBank genome assembly. Lineage: Eukaryota; Metazoa; Nematoda; Chromadorea; Rhabditida; Trichostrongylidae.
UAUCGAGACGACUGGAAGUAUGUGGCAAUGAUUAUUGAUCGAUUACUACUGUAUGUCUUCUUCGGCAUUACCGUUGGCGGUACAUGUGGUAUACUGUUCAGUGCACCGUAUGUGUUCCAAGGUGUAAAUCAGCGUGCCGUGCUAGACCGGCUGAUCGAUCUGUACAAAAGUGGCGGAAAUCGUGAUUAA